Panicum hallii is the source of this 1867-nucleotide messenger RNA. Its product is annotated as protein C2-DOMAIN ABA-RELATED 4-like. Bases 1041 to 1532 code for a protein of 163 amino acids. NCBI's taxonomy places the organism in Eukaryota, Viridiplantae, Streptophyta, Magnoliopsida, Poales, Poaceae. The transcript has 3 exons. The record is from RefSeq and is a predicted model, not a curated record.
CCUCCAAGAUGGGCAGCCGCUCCUCCUCCCGUCUCGGCGAGCCGCCGCCGCCGCCGCCCUCUGUCCACUGCAAGCGCAAGUCUCGACCAAUCCAUGCCCUCCUCAUCCUCAAGCCCUAGCACCAGCUCUUCACCCACCCGCCCCCGCGGCAAGGACCAAAAGCUCGCGGCCUCGCGCAUUCGCCUCAUUCCAGUCCAGGUACGCCUAGGCGGCUAGGCCUCGCCGAUCCGCCGUGGAGCCGUGCCGGGAAGAUAUGAGGCCUCCGGUGGGCGGUGGCGACGUACGGAGUCGGAGGGACGCGAUGCUUGGAGCUUUUGGUACACUACUACGUGUAGCAGUGCAACUCCCAACUGUAUAAGAGUAUUGCUCUUGCGUUCAGCAUCUUAAUUUGCUUCGCUGUAGACAUCGUUUGUCCUGCCUAAAAUUUGUGCCUCUUUUAGCUUCAAUAUUGUUUUGUUUGAGCUCAUCAGUUGACUGCAGUAAGCCAGUAACAUAUCAUUUUCGUGUUCAUAACAUCACUGGCUACGUAAAUUUAUAUACCAAGCAUAUAUUCCCCAAAAAAUGUUGCCCAUUAAAUUUGGGCAACUCUUAUUUCUCCUUUUUCUUUUGCUGCAUCCAUUUAAUUCCCAUGUCAAGGUUUAGCUUAGGCAAUGAACCCUGUUCUCUGCGUGCACGUCAGAAUCACAAAAUAGUUUGCACACAAAUAAAAAAGAAUAAAAAUUCCAGUCACCCCAAAAUUAGUAAAGAUGGAAGCUUUAGGGUGGUUGCAAUGCAGGCCGUAGAAUAAAUGGUAAACUUGACUUCGACGGUUGAGGCACAAACCUGCCUCUCUCCGUUUCAGAUUUCCAUGGCACACUAUUUAAGCUGAUGAUAACAGGGAUAGAAAGGAGCACAGAUCUCUAGUAAGAGGCAAGGGACGCGGGAAGUCGCCUAAUUCUUUGAUUGAAUUAGGCACUUCUUCGUCCCGCAAUCGUCUCUUUUUUUUUGUAAUAUUGUACUCAUUUUCAAUCCACAGGACCUAAGCAACACUUGAUUCAAUUAUGGACGGAUUGCUUGGCCUAUUGAAAGUGCGGGUGGUUCGUGGGAUCAACCUAGCCUACCGCGAUGCAAGAGGCAGCGAUCCAUAUGUUGUCCUACGACUUGGCAAGAAGAAACUGAAGACAAGUGUGAAGAAGAGAUCUGUCAAUCCCAUCUGGCAUGAAGAGCUAACUUUGACGGUCACAAAUUCCAGCGAACCACUUAAGCUUGAGGUGUUUGACAAGGACACUUUCAGCAGAGAUGACCCUAUGGGAGACGCAGAGAUCGAUGUAGCACCCAUGAUGGAAGUUAUAAAUAUGAACCCGGAGGACAUUAAGAACGGCGCCAUCAUAAAGUCUGUCCGACCAAGCACCCGGAAUUGCCUCGCAGACGAGAGUCACGUCUGCUGGAGGAACGGUAGGUUUGUCCAGGACAUGAUUCUCCGGCUGAAGAACGUCGAGAGUGGAGAGAUACAGCUCCAGCUGCAAUGGGUAAACAUUCCUGGUGCCAAGUAAUCCGCGAUUUCCCUUUGGAGAUCAUAGCUCUUCCUCCCAUUGCCAUGGGAAUCUUCUGAUCGAUGAGCACUAAAGGCUUGAUUUUGAUGACAUGUUGGGAUCGGUGCCUUCCUGUGUUUAUGUGGGAAAUGAAGCAUUCCAUUGCAAUCGCAUUUUCACCUGUUGUGAAUGUCGGAUUGUAACUUAACCAGCAAUGGGGUCAGGGUAGUCAAUGUUGGCAGGGGGGGAAGGGGAGAAAAUAAUGUCGAAUGGCGCUGCCAAAGUGUAUCCGGGUUACAAUUUGUAAAGUUUGGACAAAUAAUUGAACUCAAGUGGUAGGGAUCCUGUUUUGGCAA